AUGAGGACGAAAUCAGGCCAUAUUCUCUUUGAGUCAGCGCCGGCGAUCGGCUCUCGGGUUUUUAAGCGAAGUUAUUUACCUUAUAAUAUUAACGCAAACCUACUACAUAUAACGUUUCAGGGUUUAGCAAGCAGUACCCAAGCUAUAUUAAAAGCGACGCGAACAGCAUUCCUAAGGAGGGAUAAGAAAGCACCAGUCUAUAUCACUUAA
Molecule: messenger RNA, 210 nt
Organism: Clonostachys solani
Lineage: Eukaryota; Fungi; Ascomycota; Sordariomycetes; Hypocreales; Bionectriaceae
Source: the annotation of a GenBank genome assembly